Molecule: messenger RNA, 3134 nt
Organism: Phragmites australis (common reed)
Lineage: Eukaryota; Viridiplantae; Streptophyta; Magnoliopsida; Poales; Poaceae
Product: cation-transporting ATPase HMA5-like
Exons: 9
Coding region: 82-3081 (999 amino acids)
Biological process (GO): monoatomic cation transport
Cellular component (GO): membrane
Molecular function (GO): ATP hydrolysis activity; ATP binding; ATPase-coupled monoatomic cation transmembrane transporter activity
Source: RefSeq, a predicted model, not a curated record
CUUCUGCCCCGCCGUCUCGUCUCCCAACGAAAUAUUCCCACCUCGUCGCUCGCUUCCUCCUUCUCCCUCCGUCUGGCAGGCAUGGCCCACCUACAGCUCUCGGCGGUCGCCGGCGGCGGCCGGGCGGGCAGGCGCGGCGACGAGAUGGAGGACGUGGCGCUGCUUGACUCGUACGACGAGGAGAUGGGGGCGCCGCCGGGAGGAGCGGAGGGCGGGGAGGCCGAGGCGCACGUGCGGGUCACGGGCAUGACGUGCUCCGCGUGCACCAGCGCCGUCGAGGCCGCCGUCUCCGCGCGCCGCGGCGUGCGGCGCGUCGCCGUGUCGCUGCUCCAGAACCGCGCCCGCGUCGUGUUCGACCCCGCGCUCGCCAAGGUAGAAGAUAUAAUUGUAGCUAUAGAAGAUGCCGGAUUCGAAGCUGAAAUUAUUCCAGAUUCUGCUGUCUCUCAGCCUAAAUCACAGAAGACUUUAUCAGCUCAAUUUAGGAUAGGAGGAAUGACAUGCGCUAAUUGUGUGAACUCGGUUGAGGGUAUCUUAAAAAAGCUACCUGGUGUAAAAGGAGCAGUUGUUGCUUUGGCAACCUCAUUAGGGGAAGUUGAGUAUGUUCCUUCUGCCAUUAGCAAGGAUGAAAUUGUUCAGGCCAUCGAGGAUGCCGGUUUUGAAGCUGCAUUCUUGCAGAGUAGCGAGCAAGAUAAGAUUUUUCUGGGACUGAUUGGCUUGCAUGCAGAGAGGGAUGUAGAACUAUUACAUGAUAUUCUUAAGAAAAUGGAUGGUUUGCGACAGUUUAAUGUAAAUACUGUCCUCUCAGAAGUUGAGAUUAUAUUUGAUCCAGAAGCUGUUGGUCUGAGAUCAAUUGUGGAUACAAUUGAGACAGGAAGCAACAGGAGGUUGAAAGCGCAUGUUCAGAAUCCAUACACUCAAGGGGCUUCAAACGAUGCACAGGAGGCCUCUAAAAUGCUUAAUCUUCUCCGCUCCAGCUUGUUCCUUAGUAUUCCUGUAUUUUUUAUACGAAUGAUCUGCCCCAGUAUACCUUUCAUUAGUACAUUACUAAUGAUGCACUGUGGACCAUUUCUUAUGGGGGAUUUGCUGAAGUGGAUAUUGGUAAGCAUUGUACAGUUUGUUGUUGGCAAACGGUUCUAUGCUGCGGCUUAUAGGGCCCUGAGACAUGGCUCUACAAACAUGGAUGUGCUGGUGGUUCUUGGUACCACUGCAUCAUAUGUAUACUCUGUUUGUGCACUCCUAUACGGAGCAUUAACUGGAUAUCGACCUCCCAUAUAUUUUGAGACAAGUGCAAUGAUAAUUACAUUUGUGCUGUUCGGGAAGUAUCUUGAGGUGCUUGCAAAAGGGAAGACAUCAGAUGCUAUUAAGAAGCUUGUAGAUCUGGUCCCUGCUACUGCUCUUUUGCUUCUGAAAGACAAAGAAGGAAAAUAUGUCGGGGAGAGGGAGAUUGAUGCACUGUUACUCCAACCUGGUGAUGUCUUGAAAGUGCUUCCUGGUUCAAAGGUUCCAUCUGAUGGUGUUGUUGUUUGGGGAACAAGUCAUGUCAAUGAAAGUAUGAUAACUGGUGAAUCUGCACCCAUCCCCAAAGAAGUAUCCAGUGUGGUAAUUGGGGGGACAAUGAACUUACACGGCAUCCUUCAUAUACAAACAACGAAAGUAGGAUCAGGGACAGUUUUGAGUCAGAUAAUCUCUCUGGUUGAAACGGCCCAGAUGUCCAAAGCCCCUAUUCAGAAAUUUGCCGAUUAUGUGGCUAGCAUUUUUGUUCCAAUUGUCAUCACAUUGUCUGUAGUAACGUUCUCUGUGUGGUUCUUCUGUGGAUGGUUUGGAGCGUAUCCAAAUUCAUGGGUUGCUGAAAGUAGCAACUGCUUUGUUUUCUCUCUCAUGUUUGCCAUAUCUGUUGUGGUGAUUGCUUGUCCUUGCGCCCUUGGUCUGGCAACACCAACUGCUGUGAUGGUGGCAACUGGAGUUGGGGCUAAUCAUGGAGUACUUGUAAAAGGUGGAGAUGCAUUAGAGAGAGCUCAAAAUGUAAAUUACGUGGUUUUCGAUAAAACAGGGACACUAACUCAAGGAAAGGCUGUUGUCACUACUACGAAGGUUUUCUCAGGAAUGGACGUUGGAGAUUUCCUCACGCUAGUAGCAUCUGCAGAGGCAAGCAGUGAGCAUCCUCUUGCCAAAGCUGUUUUGGACUAUGCAUUUCAUUUCCAUUUCUUUGGCAAGCUUCCUUCAUCAAAAGAUGGCAUUGAGCAAAGAAAAGAAGAGGCAUUGUCUCAGUGGCUGCUAGAAGCUGAAAACUUCUCUGCAAUCCCUGGCAAAGGAGUUCAGUGCUCCAUCAAUGGGAAGAAUAUGUUGAUCGGAAAUCGUACAUUGAUUACUGAAAACGGUGUAAUCAUUCCCCCAGAAGCUGAAAGUUUUUUGGUAGACCUGGAAUUGAAUGCAAAAACAGGCAUUCUUGUGGCAUAUGAUGGUAAUUUUGUCGGGUUGAUGGGCAUUACCGAUCCCCUGAAAAGGGAGGCUGCUGUUGUAGUGGAUGGACUAAAAAAGUUGGGUGUUCAUCCAGUGAUGCUCACAGGGGAUAAUUGGAGAACCGCUCAAGCUGUUGCAAAAGAGGUAGGCAUUGAGGACGUGAGAGCUGAGGUCAUGCCAGCCGGAAAAGCCGAUGUUAUUCGGUCUCUCCAGAAGGACGGGAGCAUCGUUGCCAUGGUUGGGGACGGCAUCAACGACUCCCCAGCCCUGGCAGCAGCUGAUGUCGGGAUGGCCAUCGGAGGGGGCACAGACAUUGCCAUCGAGGCGGCGGACUACGUGCUGGUGCGGAACAACCUGGAAGACGUCAUCACAGCGAUUGACCUCUCCAGGAAGACGUUCAGCCGAAUCCGCUGGAACUACUUCUUCGCGAUGGCAUACAAUGUUGUCGCCAUUCCCGUCGCCGCGGGCGCGCUGUUCCCGUUCACCGGGCUCCAGAUGCCGCCGUGGCUGGCCGGCGCCUGCAUGGCCUUCUCGUCUGUAAGUGUAGUGUGUUCCUCGUUGUUGUUGAGGAGGUACAGAAAACCAAGGCUGACGACUGUAUUACAGAUAACUGUAGAGUAAUUGUGAAUACUAUAGCUCCCAAGAAAUGAAAUGAAAAUGGCCUUUUUUUGUAA